Molecule: messenger RNA, 3998 nt
Organism: Sycon ciliatum
Lineage: Eukaryota; Metazoa; Porifera; Calcarea; Leucosolenida; Sycettidae
Exons: 14
Coding region: 46-3315 (1089 amino acids)
Source: RefSeq, a predicted model, not a curated record
CCUUUCGGCGACUGUCGAGACGGAAGAGAUCAAGUAUCUCUGGAAAUGGAGCUAGGACCAAGAUGUCCACGUGUACGCCAGGGUGCGAAGAACGCUGCACUGUUUCAACUUGUCACAGGAUUGCUGCUGCUGCUGGUGCUAGGAUUCGUGCAAGGUGACUUCGCUCCAUCACAGGCGUGUGACCCAGCGUUGUCGUCAUACGCUGAUAUCCAGUCAUGGCGCCAAGACAAACAGCCUGUGUCAACCCAUGGUGUGUUUCGAACGGCUGCGCAACUCCAUACUUAUCUUCCUCAACUGUUCGCUUACGAGACAGUGUCACCAAAUUCACCCCACAAUCCAGAUUGUGUCAGUGACCUACCAGAAUGCACCUAUAAACUUAAGCAGCUGCAAAUAACUCAAAAGCCAUUGCAGAUGUUGAUGAACUUAGAUGGCACAGCAUCACAGAGUUGGUGUGCACAGCUAGUGGAUUAUGGUAGGAGUGUAUACGGACCAUCCUCUGCUGACACUUUUGAGUCCAUGGACUUGGGAACUACCAAUGUUUUCAUCCUGAGGCGGCCAUUUGGUGACAUCCCGGUGUUCUGGUACAAAAUAAGAAACAUCACAAUAUCAGAAGCGCUUGCCACUAGCUAUGCUUGGAAGACCUCUAUCAUCAAAAGUUUUGAUGUGACUGCAACCAUAAAAGGAUACAGUUCUGUCAAACUUUAUUCUGAGAGACUCCUCGAGUGUGCGAGAUUUACAGUUACAGUAUCCCGGGGUAAACAGGUUCCCGUCAAGGAUAGAGUGAUACGUCUAUUUAAAAACCAAGCUCUCAUUUCCAAUGGUGACCAGUCGGUUAGGCUGUAUCUGUUCAGGAAUGCUACAUCGCAGCAAGAUGUAGCCUAUGUGUGCUUCCCUUACGCGGAGGAAAGCCGUACAUCUGGCACCUAUCACUUAACAGUGAACUAUCUCAAUCAGCAUACCACUUACUCUUACGUGGAGCGAACAGUGCUCCACUCGUUCAAUGUUACUGUCACGCAAGAAGAGCCUCCAACAAUAGAGGGAAAAACCAGCACCAUGCCGCCAGUGGAUUUCCCACUUCUACGAUUCGUGCAAGGUGACUUCGCUCCAUCACAGACGUGUGACCCAGCGUUGUCGUCAUACGCUGAUAUCCAGUCAUGGCGCCAAGACAAACUGCCUGUGUCAACCCAUGCUGUGUAUCAACGGGUUGUGCUAUUCAAUACUUAUCUUCCUGAACUGUUCGCUUACGAGACAGUGUCACCAAAUUCACCCCACAAUCCAGAUUGUGUCAGUGACCUACCAGAAUGCACCUAUGGACUUAAGCAGCUGCAAAUAACUCAAAAGCCAUUGCAGAUGUUGAUGAACUUAGACGGCACAGCAUCACAGAGUUGGUGUGCAAAGCUAACGGAUUAUGGUCGUGGUGUAUACGGACCAUCCUCUGCUGACACUUUUGAGUCCAUGGACUUGGGAACUACCAAUGUUUUCAUCCUGAGGCGGCCAUUUGGUGACAUCCCGGUGUUCUGGUACAAAAUAAGAAACAUCACAAGACCAGAAGCGGUUGCCACUAUCAAUGCUUGGAAGACCUCUACCAUCAAAGGUCUUGAUGUGAAUGCAACCAUAAAAGGAUACAGUUCUGUCAAACUUUAUUCUGAUAGACUCCUCGAGUGUGCGAGAUUUACAGUUACAGUAUCCGGCGGUAAACAGGUUCCCGUCAAGGAUAGAGUGAUACGUCUAUUUAAAAACCAAGCUCUCAUUUCCAAUGGUGACCAGUCGGUUAAGCUGUAUCUGUUCAGGAAUGCUACAUCGCAGCAAGACGUGGCCUAUGUGUGUUUCCUUUACCCGGAGGAAAGCCGUACAUCUGGCACCUAUCACUUAACAGUGAACUAUCUCAAUCAGCAUACCACUUACUCUCACGUGGAGCAAACAGUGCUCCACUCGUUCAAUGUUGCUGUCACGCAAGAAGAGCCUCCAACAAUAGAGGGAAAAACCAGCACCAUGCCGCCAGUGGAUUUCCCACUUCUACGAUUCGUGCAAGGUGACUUCGCUCCAUCACAGACGUGUGACCCAGCGUUGUCGUCAUACGCUGAUAUCCAGUCAUGGCGCCAAGACAAACUGCCUGUGUCAACCCAUGGUGUAUAUCGACUGUUUGCGCUACACCAUACUUAUCUUCCUCAACUGUUCGCUUAUGAGACAGUGUCACCAAAUUCACCCCACAAUCCAGAUUGUGUCAGUGACCUACCAGAAUGCACCUAUGGACUUAAGCAGCUGCAAAUAACUCAAAAGCCAUUGCAGAUGUUGAUGAACUUAGACGGCACAGCAUCACAGAGUUGGUGUGCAAAGCUAACGGAUUAUGGUCGUGGUGUAUACGGACCAUCCUCUGCUGACACUUUUGAGUCCAUGGACUUGGGAACUACCAAUGUUUUCAUCCUGAGGCGGCCAUUUGGUGACAUCCCGGUGUUCUGGUACAAAAUAAGAAACAUUACAAGACCAGAAGCGGUUGCCACUAUCAAUGCUUGGAAGACCUCUACCAUCAAAGGUCUUGAUGUGAAUGCAACCAUAAAAGGAUACAGUUCUGUCAAACUUUAUUCUGAGAGACUCCUCGAGUGUGCGAGAUUUACAGUUACAGUAUCCCGGGGUAAACAGGUUCCCGUCAAGGAUAGAGUGAUACGUCUAUUUAAAAACCAAGCUCUCAUUUCCAAUGGUGACCAGUCGGUUAAGCUGUAUCUGUUCAGGAAUGCUACAUCGCAGCAAGAUGUAGCCUAUGUGUGCUUCCCUUACGCGGAGGAAAGCCGUACAUCUGGCACCUAUCACUUAACAGUGAACUAUCUCAAUCAGCAUACCACUUACUCUCACGUGGAGCAAACAGUGCUCCACUCGUUCAAUGUUACUGUCACGCAAGAAGAGCCUCCAACAAUAGAGGGAAAAACCAGCACCAUGCCGCCAGUGGAUUUCCCACUUCUACGUCGUGAGUGUGCAGGUUGGGCCGAUUUAUCAGGCAAUAUGCAUGCCCUUGAUAUCUACUAUGGCCCCAAGCUGGCUGGCUUGAAUUACACUGCAGCUCAUCAAUUUUGCUCCAGCCAAGGGAUGCGCUUACCUCUAGCCACUGAGAUGCAUUGUGCGAACCAAUUCAUGACUGAAACGUAUGGCAGUGCAAGCCUUAGUUGGAUUGAGACGCCGGAAGUUACUACUCGCGCAAUCGUAAGCCAACUCCUCGAAAACCAACUCCUCGGUGAACAACUCCAGUAUAUACCGUUGUCAACACAGUUGAAGAUGGUAGCCUGCGCCAAGCCAGUCAAUUCUCCGCCAGAGAGUCAAUGAGAGGAAUCUGGCGCAUAAAGCUACACAGUCUAGCCCCGGAUAGCACCAGGUACCAGCCGGAGACUCUAAGGUUCACUACUGAACUUCUGCAUGACCACGGUCCUGUGCCUUGCCCAAUAAUGGCAAUAUCGUCAAAAUGUGCUACCAGGUGCCGAUUCCCUGAGAGUGACCUUCUUCUGUACGUUAAUUUAAUUUAUACAUUUUUGUGAUACAUUUAAGGCACCAUUAGCGCCGCCACUAUUCUCUUGAUGAUUACAAGAUAGCUUUUGGGGGGCAUGUUCAGUUGUUAUGGAUCUCAUUGCCAAUGCCACGGACACUGUCAAUGCUUAGCUAUAUGCAUCCGUUUCCUUACCUGCCUGCCUCUAUCUAUCUGUCUUAAUCUAAACGUCUCUAUCUACCUCUACUAUCAUCUUUGUUUUCCAAGCAACUUGCAACUACAUUGCUACCUGCCUCUAUCUAUCUGUCUUAUUCUACAUGUCUCUAUCUACCUCUACUAUCAUCUUUGUUUUCCAAGCAACUUGCAACUACAUUGCGCAUUCAUUCGCUCAAGCUCUCUACUUUAACUUGUUAAAUAGUUUUCAUUGUAGUUUUUCUCUAUCUAUCCACCUAUCUCUGUCUCGGUCACCGUCUAGGUGUGGUGGUCUGUCUCUCUGUCUGUCUGUCUCUCUGUCUGUCUGUCUGUC